AUGGAACAACUCAUACCCUCCUUCACCCGAGUUCAACUCGGCCUGGACCAACCCUCUGACCUCAUUGCCCGUUUCCCCCAGCUCGAGUCCGCCGUACUUUCCGGCGACAUGAACAUGUCCUCAUCUGACCUUUUGCUCCUCCUCGACCGCCCCUCACCCGCCUCCAUCGCCAGCUCCCUUGCCCAACUCCAAUCCUCCUCCACCCCCGACAAAGCCACCCUCCUUCACCGCGCCGUGCACACACCCACCGCCCUAUCCUCGGGCGAAAUUGACCUCCUCCGCCGCCGGUUCUGGCCCUCCCAUGAAUAUGACGGCUGUCUGGCGGCCUGGGCUGGCGCCCUUGCCAAACUCGAAUCGGACACGUCAGAGGAAUACAUGGUCAGCACGGUAGAGCGGUUGCGCAAAGUGAGAGAGAAGUUGGCGGGAGAGGAGGAAAAGGCGUUUGAGGCGGCGCAGCAGGAGUGGGUUCGGCGGCUGAUGUCGGGCACAAGCAUGCCAAAGGCGUGUUGGGGAUACGCAAUCUAUUACGAUCCGGACGCAGGAGCGGACGAUGAGGAUUUCCAAGUCCGCGUCAGCGCGUCACUGCAAUGGGCACGCGAUGUUUCGGCUGCGGCGAAGAAUGUGCAGGGGAAUUGGACGUUGCAUCGAAUGGGGUGGCCUGCAGGGGCCACUGAUAAGCACAAACGCGGCUUGCUCGAGAGGCUGCGGAGGGACUUCCAAACGGUUCGUGAUGCACUGCCUGAAGGGAUCCUUCAGAACGUCUUUCUGGUGGUGGACCGGGAUUCUGUGCACUCAGUGUUGAACGGGCCGAAAGGGGGAAAUGUCUGUGAUGACAUGUGGGUGUGGGCCGUGGAUCCGGAGUAUCGCGACGACAAGCAAGAGGGCCAGGACACGGUGCAAGAGCAAGAGGCAGCAUACCCAGGCUACGUCCGCGUGCGGCUGCAACAGCUGGUCAACAAUUUUUACGUCGCGCGGCGGUCCGACCAAGGCAACGUGGUGCCCCUGGAGACGCUCUGGGCAUGCGCGCAGAAGAGCUACCAGAGGGCGUUUGUGUCGGUUCGAGAGGAGGACUUCCAGAAGUGGGUGCCCAAUCGCGAUGUAGGCAGUUGUUUGAGGCAAUGA
Messenger RNA from Colletotrichum spaethianum, 1122 nucleotides. RefSeq lists its product as uncharacterized. Lineage: Eukaryota; Fungi; Ascomycota; Sordariomycetes; Glomerellales; Glomerellaceae. The record is from RefSeq and is a predicted model, not a curated record. Bases 1 to 1122 code for a protein of 373 amino acids. The transcript has a single exon.